AUGUCGUCCAAAGUCUACGCCGAUAUCUAUGCCACUCCGGGUCCCUUUACUCAAUUCCCAGGAGCAGGUCUGCCCGAUAUCAAGCGCUUCAUCACCACUCACAAUGCUCAAGGUGAAGGAGUUUUCCUUCCUGCCGAUAAUGGCGACCAUCAGGCCCUGAUGGCGAACGGCCGUGGCUGCCAAAACAUCCUUUACACAACCCAUGGGGCAGCAGUUAAUCUCAAUGGCGAAGUCGAUAUCGCCUGGGCAAAGAACAAUGCACCGGGUCUCCACGUCCCUGGUGGUACGCUUGUGCGCAUGAUCGACUUCGCACCUGGCGUGGAGUCUCCCAUGCACCGUGCCAUGUCGUUGGACUAUGGCACAGUUAUCGAAGGAGAAUUCGAGGUUGAGUUGGACAGUGGUGAGAAGCGUACUAUGCGGCGAGGCGAUGUCCUUGUUCAACGCGCCACGGCUCACCGAUGGCGCAACCUGUCGCCCGAUAAGCCUGGGCGUAUGCUUUUUGUGCUGUUGGAUUGCCAACCUAUGGAUCCCAUUAACGGCAAGGAAUUCAAGAUUGAGCUGAAUGAGCUUUCCCCUGAUUUUGAAGACGAUCACUAG
Messenger RNA from Aspergillus lentulus, 597 nucleotides. Its product is annotated as cupin domain-containing protein. The record is from RefSeq and is a predicted model, not a curated record. Lineage: Eukaryota; Fungi; Ascomycota; Eurotiomycetes; Eurotiales; Aspergillaceae.